Molecule: messenger RNA, 3461 nt
Organism: Myodes glareolus (Bank vole)
Lineage: Eukaryota; Metazoa; Chordata; Mammalia; Rodentia; Cricetidae
Source: RefSeq, a predicted model, not a curated record
UUUUUUUCUGCAGCGCGCACACUCUCAGCAUCUUUUCUUGAUCACCCCCCACCCCUUGCAGAAAAGGGUGGGGCCGCCUCUCUGCAGCAGAGACGGCGGCGGCAGCGGCUGCGGCAUCACCAGGGGUAUCGAGACGGCAGAGGCAGCUGGGUUCGCUGCUCUGUCUGGGUUGGAGGUGACCGCUGCCUAGCCCUACUAGGCGGCCGACUUGAACCAGACAGAAAGGAGAGAUGAGCCUGUUUGCGGGUCCUGCCCAGUCCUCUCUCUGCGCCAUGGCUUAAGGCCACAGCCUCCCUGCCAAACAUCUCCUCACUCGGCCGGGGUCUCCACGACACCGUAGCCGCAGGGAGGGCGCGCCCAGACGCCCUAGGCCUGGAUUCUGGAACGCCGAGCCUCGCUCCCAUCCGUCGCCGAAUACAGCAGGUUCUCUGCCGAAGGCGUUUGCAGUCGGUAAUCGAGGGACUUUGCGGACUUUAUUUCAGCUAUACCUCGUCCCCGGGUGCUCUUUGAGGGAGGAGGACGAGGCAAACGACUGCUAGGAGGAGCGAGCGGUGGGAACCACAUUGGCGGGUCUGGGUUGGGGUUAAAGGGAGACUGGAGGUUUGAUUUAGGACCACCAAAAGAGAGAGACGACCGGUUUUGCACCUAGCAUCAUGGCGUGGCCGUGCAUCACAAGGGCCUGCUGCAUUGCCCGCUUCUGGAACCAGCUGGACAAGGCGGACAUUGCGGUGCCGUUGGUUUUCACCAAGUACUCGGAGGCCACCGAGCAUCCAGGAGCCCCGCCGCAGCCGCUAGCGCCGCUGCAGUCAGCGAUAGCGCCCCCCUCGCGCGCUGUCGCCAUAGAGACGCAGCCGGCCCAGGGUGAGUCGGAUGUAGUUGCCCGGGCAACAGGGCCAGCGCCCGGGCCCAGCGGCGACCGCGAGACUGCAACCGCCCCCGGCCGGAGCGGGCUGGGUCUGGGCGCGGCCUCUGGCUCCACUUCCGGCUCAGGCCCCGCGGACUCGGUGAUGCGCCAGGACUACCGAGCUUGGAAGGUGCAGCGGCCAGAGCCCAGCUGCCGGCCGCGCAGCGAGUACCAGCCCUCCGACGCGCCCUUCGAGCGCGAGACCCAGUACCAGAAGGACUUCCGCGCCUGGCCACUGCCCCGCCGCGGGGACCACCCCUGGAUCCCCAAGCCGGUGCAGAUCCCUUCGACAUCGCAACCUUCUCAGUCUAUUCUUGGGGUACCCAAGCGUCGGCCGCAGAGCCAAGAGCGCGGGGUCAUGCAGACCUCUGCCGAAGCCCGGGACCCGGAAGGCGCUGGAGGAGCCGGGGUGCCGGCGGCGGGAAAGGCGUCCGGUGCAGACCAGCGCGACACACGCAGAAAGGCUGGGCCCGCGUGGAUGGUGACUCGCAACGAAGGGCACGAGGAGUCGCCUCUGCCCCCGGCCCAGUCCCUGACCCAGGAGGGCGGCCCUGCAGCUGGAAAGGCCUCUGGUGCAGACCAGCGUGACACACGCAGAAGGGCCGGGCCCUCGUGGAUGGUGACUCGCACCGAAGGGCACGAUGAGUCGCCUCUGCCCCCCGCCCAGUCCCUGACCCAGGAGGGCGGCCCUGCAGCUGGAAAAGCCUCUGGUGCAGACGAGCGCGACACCAGGAGGAAGGCGGGACCGGCCUGGAUGGUGCGUCGCUCUGAGGGGCACGAGCAGACACCCGCUGCCCAUGCUCAAGCCGCAGGGCCCGAAGGUGGCAAAGGGCGCGCCGUGGCAGAUGCCCUCAAUAGGCAAAUCCGGGAGGAGGUGACGAGUACAGUGAGCAGCUCCUACAGGAACGAAUUCAGAGCAUGGACAGACAUCAAGCCUGUGAAACCAAUCAAAGCCAAGCCCCAGUACAAGCCCCCAGACGACAAGAUGGUUCACGAGACCAGCUACAGUGCCCAGUUCAAAGGGGAGGCCAGUAAGCCCACGGCAGCUGACAACAAGGCCAUGGACCGCAGAAGAAUACGAAGCCUCUACAGCGAGCCUUUCAAGGAAUCCCCGAAGGUAGAGAAACCUAGUGUUCAGAGUUCCAAACCAAAAAAGACCUCAACGAGCCAUAAGCCCCUGAGGAAGGCCAAAGACAAGCAGGCGGUAUCGGGCCAAGCCGCCAAGAAAAAGACCGCAGAGGGCCCCAGUGCCACCAAGCCCGACGACAAGGAGCAGAGCAAAGAGAUGAACAAUAAACUGGCUGAGGCGAAAGAGAGCCGGGUCCAACCCGCCAGUGAUGCACCUAAGAAUCAAGGGCCUGUGGCCAAAGAACCACGCAAGGAUCAAGGGCCUGUGGUCCCAGGGCUUUCGAAAGGCCAAGGUCCUGUGGUCCAAGAGCCGCUGAAGGACCAAGGCCCCAUGGUGCCAGAACUGUCAAAGGAUCAAGGUCCCGUGGUCCCAGGGUCCUUAAAGGAUCAAGGCCCUACACCCCUGGGUCCUCCAAAGGAUCAAGGUGCUGUACUCCCAGGGCCCGUGAAGGAUCUAGGUCCAGUGGCCCCAGCGCCAGUCAAGGAUCAAGACCGCGUGGCAUCCGAGCCUUUGAAGAACAAGGAUUCUGUCACCUUAGCACCAGCCGAAGCCCAAAGCCCUUUGAAUCAGAGUCCCGUGGUUCCAGUCAGAGCUAAGGAUCAAAGCUCCCCAACACCAGCACUUCUGAAGGACACCGGUCCUAUGGCCCCCGAACCUGGGAAAGAGGGAACUCCCAUGGCCCCCGAGCGUAGGAAGGACCAGAACGCCACAGUCACGGCGCCUCUGAAGAAUGAAGCCCCUGUGGUCUCUGAGUCCGUGAAGAAGCAAGGUUUAGCAGACCCAGAGCCAGUCAAAGGUAUAGGUACAGAUACCGUGGUUCCCAGACAGAUGAAGGGCUAUGAUUCCGUGUUCAUAGCACCUGUAAAGAGCCAAGGUCCAGUGGCCCCUGAGCCGGUGAAGAGCCAAGACCCCAUUAUCCCAACACUAGCCAAGGAUCAAGGUCCCAUAGUCCCAGAACCUCCAAAGAAUCAAAGCCCUGUGGUCCUUGGGUCUGUAAAGGAUCAAGACCCACUUUUCCCAGUACCUCUGAAGGGUCAGGAUCCCCUGGUGCCAGCCCCAACAAAGGACCAAGGUCCUGCAGCCCCUGACCCUCUGAAGAUUGAAGGUCCCAGAGGCCCUCAGCUGUCCACAGUCUCACCUUCACCCCCAGUCAUGAUCCCAACCGUUCCCCAUGCAGAAUAUUUUGAGGGAUCCCCUUGAUUCCCCUGAAAUGCCGUGAAGGAGCAGGCCACGGAAGAGCUCCCCUCCUGGGGAGGCAAAGGCACACAUUUAUUCUGCAUGGAACCGUGCUGUGCAGUCUUGCUGGAACCUAAUAAAACCGUGCUGUGCAGUCUUGCUGGAACCUAAUAAAACCGUGCUGUGCAGUCUUGCUGGAACCUAAUAAAACCAUGCUGUGCAGUCUUGCUGGAACCUAAUAAAUAAAACCGG